This is a messenger RNA of Parnassius mnemosyne (clouded apollo), 2037 nucleotides long. The record is from the annotation of a GenBank genome assembly. NCBI's taxonomy places the organism in Eukaryota, Metazoa, Arthropoda, Insecta, Lepidoptera, Papilionidae.
AGAACACUAGAGUUUUGGCGGGAACUUGACCGGCAUCGGUUUGCUGCUCCUGUUUUAUUGUUUAAAUAAUGGUUUGAAGUGGACCUUGAUAUGUAAAAGUGGUGCGAUUUUGUGUAUUAAGUGUCUGCGCAUGUGUACUAUUAGUGGAAACUGUGAAACAAGUGCUCUGAUAGUGAUGUGAUUCCCAAAAUAAGGUGCCUGUCUGCUUAGGCGCCUUGAGAUACCAUCGCCAACCGUCAGCUGUCUGCUGGCUCAAGUUACCGUCAAAAUCUCCCGAGGGCUGCACAAUGAGGCGCAUCAACAUAUUGUGAAGCAGUAUACUAUGAAGAAUAAUUAUUAUAAUAUAAUAUUGUAACUUCAGGCUCAGAAAAGCUAGAUCCCAGAGCCGUAAAGCCAGUUAUUAAGAAAGAAGAAGAAAAAGAACAGAACCAUAGAUAAGAGUGUAUAUACUGAAAACAGAACACUAAUAUCCGCCUAAGGGUAUUAGUGGGGUAUUAGUGUUCUGUUUUAAAUAAAGUUGAAUUGUGCUUACAAUAUUUUUGAAAAUUUCGUUUUAUUGAAGAAAAAGAGAGUUCAAUUAUAUUAAAGCUGUAGGAAACAGAAAUGGCGUUUGGUGAAAUUUGUAGAAUUUGUUUAAGCGUUAGUGUACGCAUGUUUGUUCUAAAGAAGAUUGGCCUCCAAAAUUUAUAUAAAACAUUGACGAACACAUUUGUAAGUUACUGUGUCAGCGGUAAUUUGUUGCUAUCGCUGGAGAAAUAUAUUAUUACUUGCCUGUUAUAAAAUGCUAUAGAUCGGGGCUAGGCUAAGGUACAGCGUUAAAUAUAGUGAGUGACAAAUACAAGCAGACCCGAAAAACAACAAUUAGCCCGGUAUCCUGGGUCGCACUAAAAUCAGUAUUAUCAUUGAAGUAAUAUGUACUACGUACUAGAAGAGUCGCCGAAACUGUUUGCAACAAGUGUUAGAGCCUGCGAGCUCAAUUGCUUCCAGACACUGAAAUUCCCUCACUCUCAUAUUCCUAUCAGACUGAGAAAUCAAAGGAGGGAAUUGUGUGCACUUGUGUUUGCUUACAUACACAUGCAAUAAUUGCACACUUUGACAGAAUUAAAUUAUUUAAACCUGUCCUGCGCUAAUGAGUAGUCUCAAUUGCAACCAAAAUUCUGUCUGUAGGACAUUAUUAUAAUUAUUUUUUACAUAAUUCUCGAGUGGUAGCCUCAUACUGGUAAGCAAAUAGUAGUGUGGCCCAAACACUAGAUAGUGGUAAUCUGAUAAGACAGGAAGUCGAUGAAUGUAGGUUGUGGUAGUUGCAGUUGCCACUUACCAUCAAGUGGAUGGCAAGUUUAUUUGUCACUUCAAUAUUAUAAAACAUGAUGUUGAUGAAGUGAAUUGUGAACUUUCAUAUUUUCAGAUGGAUGAGAAUGAAGGGCCUAUAAUUGUCUGUUUCACCUGUCAUGCAAGACUCAUUCGUUGCAGAAGAUUACAACAACAGGCUAUUGAGUCAAAUGCAGUUCUGGAACAGUUGCUUGCAGGAGGGUCCAUGUUAAUACCAAAACCGUAUGAAGCUAGAGAUGAGAUGCAAUUCACACCAAUUUGUCAUAUUGAUAUCUGGCCAGUAGAGUGUGAUAUAGAAAAUGAUUGUAAGGACGAAAUUUUUUGCCUUGAUUCCGUUAAAGUUCAGGAAGAGAAUUUCGAAUAUGAGAAUUUCAAAUUUGAAGAAAAUGGCAAUUAUGAAACAGAGACUGUUGAAAAACAAGAAGACUUGGAGAUUGAUGCUUUUGAAGAUAGAAAUACGGUUUCGGAGGAUGACUUGCCACUAAUUGCAUUUGGUUCAAAGAGUAAUGAGCAAUUUGUAACUGCAAAUUUUAAAAAGAAGCCCAGGAAUAAUUUUAGAGAGAAUGAAGACAUAGAACCGUCUGAGAAGAAAAUUAAAUCAAAUUCUACUGAUAGUAACAUAAACUUAGUAUGUAAAGAAAACCUUAAUUUUGAAGGCCCUUCAUCAAACUCUAAUCAACAAAUUAACAUAAAAGGAAAGCAUCCUGC